Venturia canescens is the source of this 3966-nucleotide messenger RNA. It is a transcript of the gene Ifrd1, whose product is annotated as Interferon-related developmental regulator 1. The record is from RefSeq and is a predicted model, not a curated record. Bases 363 to 1688 code for a protein of 441 amino acids. NCBI's taxonomy places the organism in Eukaryota, Metazoa, Arthropoda, Insecta, Hymenoptera, Ichneumonidae. The transcript is spliced from 6 exons.
UUGUUUCCCUUCGUGUAUUCUGAGGAUCGAUUAAUCUUCGUUGACGUCGGUCGUUUUACCAGCAAAAAUACAUCGAAAAAUCCAGUGUGCUGACGAGAAGGCCUCUCGCUGGCAAUCUCGACGUGUAUGCUUUGAAGCUUUUCUAUUUUCACAUCAUGUUAAUGAGUUUCAACCGAAUUUCAAAGAAAACAACGUGCAGUGGGUUCAAAAUACGGACGAUAUUUUACAGUGCUAGACGUUUACCAUCUUGAUCCUCGGCCAAAUCAAUAUUAGUAUCAAUUGUGCAAUAAAAAAAAAAAAAAAAAAAAAAAAACGAAGAAUUAACAGGAAACGAGAGGGAACAAAAUAUUCAAGAAAGCAGCAUGCCUGGCAAAGGUGGAAGACGAGGAAAGUCGGGUCAUGGCCAUGGGAAACGGGCUGACACAACAUCUGAUGAGGAUUCCAGCAACAACGACGCAGCAAGCGUAAUAAGUGUCCAAUCUGAUAAAUGCAGUGUUGUGGAUGACGCAGCCAAUGAAAAUGACAUCGAGGAAGAGUCCCAGCAAGAAGUGUUUGAGGAGAAAUUACGCGAGGCCAUUGACGGAUUAACUCAGAAAAGUGUGAAAGGACGAACCUCAUGUUUUAGUAGAGUGGAGAAAAUUUUUACAAUAAAGUAUAUCCCGGAUUUUGUGGAAGAUCGAAAAAUGACCAUCACUGAUUGCAUCGAGCGGGGUCUGAAAAAAGGCCGAAAUGAGGAAAGAUGUUCUGCUGCUCGACUCAGCACUCUUCUCUGUGUACAGCUAGGAGUUUUUGAUAGUGCUGAAAUAGUCUGCAAAGAUCUGAAAUCCACUCUUACUUACAUUGCCAAUGAUAACACUGCUUCUAAUAAUGCCAGAGCUGAGUGCUGCUGGGCCUUGAGUAUGAAUCAAUUUUUCUCUGGAAACGACGCAGGAGAUACGGUCGACAUUGUUCAAUUGUUAUCGACCAUAUUCGCCGGAUCUUACUUGAAAGGAAAUGGUGCAGUUGCCUCAAUAUCAGCUGAUUUGGCGUCUCUUCAUGCAGCUGCUUUGUCCUCUUUGACUCUAUUGCUCACAGUGAUGAGUUCUUCGGAUAUUUACAAUAUGUUGGCAAGCAGUAAAUUGAAUAAUUACAUGCUUUCAAUUGGAAGACUCCGUGAGCUUUUAGAUUCACCUCAUUUGGAUGUGCGCUUAUCGGCAGGUGAAGCUUUAGCUGUUUUAUUCGAGCUGGGCCGAGAUUUAACUGAAAAUUAUGAAGAGGAGUGGGCAUUUGAACUCAUUGAUGUACUUAAAGAAUUGGCAACCGACUCUAACAAAUAUAGAGCUAAAAAAGAUCGAAAACAGCAGCGUGCUAGUUUUCGCGACAUUUUGCGUUAUAUCGAGGAGGAUAUCAUCCCUGAAACUAACAUCAGGUUCGGGCAAGAAGUUUUAUAUUUGGAAGGAUGGUGCGCAAGAACGCAAUACAACGCUUGUUGCCGACUUUUAGGACCCGGCAUAAAUAUUCACCUAGCAGAAAAUUUACUUCUUCGUGAAAUCUUUCAACUGGGUAGCAAAGCGAUAGCAGUACCCUCAUCUCAAAAGACCAGCAAAUUGGAAAGGACUUUAAUGAACGCGGCCGCGUUCAAAGCACGGACGAUUCAACGGAAUAAACAUCGGGACAAACGUUCAGGGCUGUGUCUUAGAGAUUUUUGAUUAUUGAUAUUAUUGAUAGUUUUUCUUUUUUGAGAUAUAUGCUACAUAUACAUAUAUAAAUAUUAAUUACAUGCCAUCAUCUUAAUAAUUUUAUUUAUCAUUACCGGCCAGUAAUGAAAUUUCCUUUUUCGGAAGCUUCUCAUUGUUUGACACUGCUGGAAAUGAAACUCUAAAUUUUUUUGUGGUUAAAUGUAUGAAUUGUUAGUAUUGACGUUCAGGAAAUAUAUGAUUUCGACGAUCGAUAAAAAUAUAUCUAAUUUCAGCGCUCUUCUGCCAUUUAACAUGAUUGAAAAUUUGCUUUUUGUACAUGACUAGCUCAAAAAUCAUCAAUGUUUGACAAUAAUUAUUAUCGAUUAUUAUGAUGUACACCACAAAUGGUCAAGUUGUGUUUCGCUCGUUAAUAAUCAGACUCCUUUCUAUAGUUGAAUGUUCAGCUGCCGAAGUCAUUAUAAAUUAACCGGUUGACUGGUAAGCUUUUUUUUCAAUUUUCGUUUCAAAACUAGUACGAGCCAAUAAGUUACCGAUAGUCCAGUCAUUUGGUAGUUUUACCUGAAAAGUUUUCCGGGAGUUUUGAAAAUUGGCUACUUUAGAUUUUGACCUCCUAUUUUUAAAUUUUCACUUUGCUACCACGUAUCUUUGCCGCUCGCCCCGCCAUUUUGAAAAAAAUGGCGUUCAAAAUCAGUUUUUCAAAACUCCCCGAAAAUUUUCCAGGUAAACCCCUUUUUGAGCCCCAAAUGACUGGACACGAAAUACACGAAAAUUUGUUUCUGGAGAUUUUCGAGGUUGUUGAUUUCAUUCCCAUAUUUAGUUUUCACCUACCUACCCUUGGAAGAAGUGAGAAUGAGGGUUGAAAAAAUGAAAAUUUUAGAUUUUUCAAUGGCAUGUUUUUAUGCCAUUUUUCAUGUAAAUUCCAAGUUUUUGAUACUAGAUUUGUUUUUUAAUCGAAAUCAAAUAAAAUUCACUAUCCUCAAAAUCGGGAGUUGAGGGUGAAAUUGUUAGAUUUUCCAAUGGAAAGUUUUUGUUAUAUUACAUAAAAAUUGUUUGUUUUUUGGGACACCAGACUCUUUCAUCGAAAUAAAACAAACUCGCUACUUGUCAAGGAUUGAAUAAAAAGGGUUGGGGGUGAACUUUUCCAAUUUUCCACUUGCAAGGUUUUAUGCUAUAUGACAUGGAAAUUUCAAGUUUUUCAGGACACUAGACUCUUUUAUAAACAUAAAACAAAAUUCACUAUCUUCGAAGGGUUAAAAAAUAAGCUUGAGGGUGAAAUGUUCAGAUUUUUCACUUUGAAAUUUUUAUGGUAUAUGACAUGAAAACUGUACGUUUUUUAUGACACUAGACUCUUUUAUCGAAAUAAAACCAAAUACGCUAUCCUCGAAGGGUUGAAAAUAAGAAUUCAGGUGAAAUUUUUUAAUUUCACGCUGAAAUUAAAAAAGUUGUCUCCGUGGGUUAUUUUUCAAUGGAAAGGUUUUAUACUAUGUUUCAUAGAUACUCGACGUUUUUUAGGAUUCUAGACAUUUUUAUUGAGAGAAAAACAAUGAAUUCCCUGUGUACUUUAGUCAAUUGAUUGGUACUUUAUAAUGUACAAAUUCAAAAAUCAUCAGUUUUCGAUCGAUUUGGAUAAAAAUUGGUAAACGGACGUUGUUUGGGAUGCUUCGUCCAAAUAACGAAAUACUAUGAAACAAUUUAAAAUGUCAGCUGCAAAUAGCGUCAUGUAUUAUCAUUUUUGAGAAAUUGAAUAGAUAUAUUUCGUAAAAAAAUUUGAAAUUUUCAUGUCAUAUAGCAUAAAACUUGUAAGUGAUAAACCUGAAAAUUUUACCCACAACCUUUAUUUUUCACCUCUUUGCAGGUAGCAAGUUUUUUUCUAUUCAGAUAAACAAAUGUGGUGCUCUAAAAAACAUACAUAUUUUAAUGCAAUAUAGCAUAAAAACUAGCAAUUUCACCCUCAAUAUUCGAUUUUAGCCACUUUCAACGGUAGCAAGGUAAAAUUUGAGUCCAGGAAUUGAAUUAGCGACCCAAAAAACCGUUGUAUACGAAGUUUUGUCGAAAUCAGUUGAAAAUUAAAAACGUUAUUUUAAUAUGUACACAUAUGCUACAUUACCGGAAUGGGUCCGACUUUUUUUUGUACAUAUAUGAUACAAUACCAAUCACCGGUUAACAGAAUAAGGCAAAUCUACUUUUUAUGAACGUACGUUCAUUUAUUACACUAUUUUCGAUUUUAUAACGAUGAGUGAGAUUCUAAAAAAAAGUUUAUGAAGGCGAAAUAAAACGAUACAUUUGA